CAUAGUUACUUUUUCCAAACAAACGUUGGCGUUAAUAGUGUCAGUAAGUUUUAGCAAUGAGGAGGAAUACACAAUUUCAUCCGAAUUUAUGCUUGUAUUGUGUGUGAGAAACAUAAUAGUGGUUUUAAAUAAACUGGUGUGAUUCUGCGCAUGAAAAAAUCAAAAUCUGGAAAUGCCAAGUAUAAAAAAGCAAUAUGAGCAACAUUCCAGUGAAAAUCAGGGUUCACCAUCAUGGAUGCAGCCAAGUACCUCGCGGCACGCAAGAGAUGUUUCCACGGAGGAAAUCGAAAUGGAUGAACUUUUUAAUCAUCGUACACAAGUGCAAGAGAAAGAGUACACACCUCUAGAAAUGAAGGACAUCUUGGAGCGGGAACGCAGGGAGAGGAUACGUGCGUGGUGGACGGAUCAUCUGCGCGACUUCUUAACAUUUUUCAUCUAUCUCAUUACUCUGUACUGUGCCGUGUUUGGGUCCAGGGAUGAUAUGGCAUACUACAGUACCAGUAGUAUUAAAAAUACAAUUGUUUAUUCUGAUAUCUUCAGUGAAAUCACGUCUACUAAAGUGUUCUUAAUUUAUAUGUCCGAAGUGCUGAUACCAGCUCUCCACCAGGGGGAGUUGUACAACCACGAGAAGAUAAAUGAAACAGGUAUCACAGCUGUUUACAACACCAAACUCUUGGGACUGGUCCGACUUCGACAGCUACGGGUUAAGAACGAAACCUGCAAUGUUGCGACAGAGUUGAGGGGACUACGUGGUAGAUGUCGUGCUCAGUUCAGUUUUAGUACUGAAGAUACAAAGAACUACAGCCUCUCAUGGAGUCCGUUUGUUGCCAAUUCCUUUAAACUCUCGAGAAAUAAGAGUCCGUGGCUAUAUCGGGCGGGGUGGGAAUCAGGAACCGUCUUGGCGAAAGGAGAAUUUGCUUGGUAUCCUGGAGGAGGUUACAUAACAACCCUGGGCCGGACACUUGAGAACUCGCUGACCGUGAUGAAGUUCUUAAAACGAUACAAUUGGUUUGAUCACCACACGCGUGCCAUCUUCAUUGACUUCACCACAUACAAUGCAAACAGGAAUAUUUUCAAUGUAGUCAACCUUAUCGUGGAGAUUUCUGCUGAAGGAGCGGUUGUUACGUCGCAAAAUAUCGAAACCUUAAAGCUCCUGUUGAAUUACCAUGAACUAGGGCUGUCAACUGUGGUAGCAAUGGUACUCUGCUCAUUGAUGCUGUGCGUAUUCAUCGUCCGACAGAUGACUCGAUUCGGUCGUACUUCUGUACGCUCUUACUUCACUGCCUGGUAUAAUAUUAUUGAUCUGAUCAUCGCCUUAUUGGGCAUUACCAUCGUCGGUCUCUAUCUUCUGCGUAGCAAGUACGUGUCGAUGCUCAUUAAGCAUUUAGAAGAGGCAGAUGGUAACGAGUAUGUCAACUUUACCUGGGCAGCUUACUGGCAAGUGACCCUGCUUCAUUUUAUAGCGGCACUUUUGUGUCUGUCCACUUUCCGUGCCUGGAAACUGCUUAGAUUUGGACGCCAGUUUCGUUCAUUUGAACACACGCUGAUCCAAGCUUCCAAGGCUCUGGUCCCAGUCACAUUCAUAAUGGUUAUCGUUGUCAUUGGCUUCACAGGGAUUGCUUACGUCAUAAUUGGUCACACUAGUUACCCGUUUUCAAAGAUGUAUUACACCUUUUCUACGCUGUUUUUCAAUGGAAUAGGUUUAGGUGAACUUGAUUAUGAAGUAUUCUUUGCUGUAGAUUAUAUCAUUGGCCCAGUCUUUAUCAUCAUCUAUUGGCUGACUUUUAUAAUUUUCCUUAUUAAUGUGUUCAUCACCGUUAUCAACCUUGCUUAUGAAAAUGCGAGAGACAAAGUGAGCCUGAUUCAUGAAGAAUACACGAUGACUGACUACGUAAAGGAGGAGAUAAAAUAUCAUUUUACACAUCGUAAAUAGGAAGCCAUCUUAGAAUACAUAAAUCAGACUUCAAGUAGAGUCAAAAUACACAUUACUUCCAACACAAAGAACAAUUACAAUUUGAAACAAAUAUAUUCUGAAGAUCUCAGGAGAAACGAACACAGAAACAAAACUUUCAGACUCCAAUGAUGGAUAAAAAUUUGCCAGUUUUUUUUGAGCUUUAGUGCCGUAUAGUCUGGUAACAUUACAGAGGUCCUUGUUGCUUCCAUCUUCAGAGUGGUGAGUAUGGAAUUGGUUUGAGAUAAAGGAACCACUUGGUGAAGGCAGAACUUUGCCCAGACUAUUGGGGAGUAGAGUCAGGAUUUGGCGAGUUCUCGGGGGCUAACGGACUGGCCAGCAGAAGGGGAUAAAAUGGACAGAAUAACAUGAGACCUAUGUCCUUUGAGAGAGUGAAGGAGAGAUCUUCCAUGACCAACUCAGACAAAGGCCAUUCUCCCUGUAGCUGAAUGCAGUGAAGAAACAUCUUAUUUUUUUUAAAGUGAUUCUAUGUACGCAGCUUUUUCAUCACUCUAAUGAUGAAGGCAGCAAGGACCUCUGAAGCAACGAUACUACAUGGCACUACACAACCCAGAAGACAGCCAUGUUUGUCGUAACACAUUUAUCAGAACUCGGAGCUAACCAGAAUUUAACCAGAAGAUGCUGUAAAAUAUGUAACUGGAUAAAAUUUAUGGUUAAAAAUCUAUUUAUGGCUCAGGGUAUACAAUUUUUAAACAAUCACAUUCUUUAUUAGAAGUUUAACUGCAACUGUAACUUAGAAUCUGGCCUUAUAAUUAACAUACAAGAUAUUAUUGGCAAAAUUCCUCACAUUUAUAAGUUGAUUUCCUUGUUAAUGGUAUGAGCGUUUUAACAUGUACGUAUGCACACAUUUAAAUAAAUAAAUGAAAGGGAUGGGUAACAAAGUUACCCUUGCAUUAUGACCACCAGC
Messenger RNA from Zootermopsis nevadensis, 2879 nucleotides. Lineage: Eukaryota; Metazoa; Arthropoda; Insecta; Blattodea; Termopsidae. The record is from RefSeq and is a predicted model, not a curated record.